AUAAAAGGCGCUGAUAUUUCUGUAUUUUAUUUUGUAAUGUUGGUUUAGAGAGUAUCCUAGGAAGUGACGUAAGUCGGAGUUUAGUGCUGCGCUCUGCUCAUGGGAGCAAUUUAAUAUACUUCCGGGUCAGUUUGCUGCGUUCUCAGCAUGUGAGACCGCAUUCAUGGUGUAGCCUUGAGAAGUGAUGCUCCGAGUGUUAAGUUGAUGACGGAAAACUGCUGGCAACACUGAGCAUCACCACGAAUAAACCAGUUCGCAUCUAAGUCAAGUUUGAUCUCAUGUCCUCCUUCCUGUAUCCUGACCGAUACACCAUCCUGUUUGCUGGAAAUAACCUAAGAACCUAACCUAAUUAACAUUGGUCCUUCGAGCCGGAUAGAAGCUAUCAGGAUGGAGCCAGACAGAGCGUCAUUCCCUGAUGUGAGACCUAAACGGCAGUCACGCCGACCAAGCCGAUUUGAUGACUUUGAAGUUGAGUACACACAUCAUUCCAUUAGAGAAAUGCCACAUUGGGAAAUCCCACCGCCUAUCCCAAGACAUGUGGAACACCAACCUCAGUAUAGCACUGCACCACCUCGCUACGGUGAUAGUGAUGUAACCUGCUCUCCUACUUCUCCUCAGCUGGAGAGAAGUGAACAAGGGAGGAACUUUAGGGAUCUCACACCUGAGGUUAUCCCCUACAACCUGCUGGAGUCGCCCAUCCAACCCUCUCAUACAGGAUUCAGAGCUUUGCAGGUGGAAAGAGAGAAGCUACUUCAAUCACAGGAAGUUCUACAGGAGGGCCUGAGAGAACUUAAUGAAGCAAGGAGUGAUAUCAAAGCACUGAUUGAAGUUGCUCACUCACUGAGAAAGGAUAUGGCUCAGCUGACUGCCUCAAAAUACCCCAUUUAUCAGCCCCCUAUGAGCAGCUCAGAAAGGGUGUACACCACUAACACAAGGCCGAUUAAAGAUGAAGAUGAGGAGGAGUGGCCUGAUCCACCUCCGUGGCCUGAACCGGGAGAGGAGCUGCACACAGGAUUCUCCAAACUAAAGGUUGAAGAACAGUAUUCAGAUUAUGGCUUACAGUACUACCCCCCGCCUAAUACAGCAUCUUUGCCCCGUAAAUCCUUUCUGCCGACACGCAUCCCUCAGGAGCACAGAGGAAACGUGUUCCACGCUUCUUCGCAACAUGUUGAGCCAUCCUCAAAGUGGGCAUCAAUAAAUGCAGGCCUGCUGCAACCAAACCCUGUUCAGGUUGAACCCCAUACUUCAGUGACGGGGGCAGCGUGUGAGAUGUCGAAUUGGCAUAAUUCAGCCCCACCUCUUUCAUCUGAGGCGGUAUAUAGGGGGCCCAAACCAACAAUCCCGAAGUUCAUUCAUUCAGAUCCUACUGAGUUUGCCAGGCUCCGAAUGGCCCUGGAGAACCUACUCCCUCGUAACGCAACCGAGCUCUUUAAGUAUCAAAUACUUGUGGACCAUCUUAAGUUUGAUGAAGCUCGACUAAUAGCUGAUGCUUACCUGAAUUCACCAAAGCCUUAUUCUGAUACCAUGGCUGCCCUCCAUGAUAAAUUUGGACAACCUCAUCAGCUUGCUUUAAGGAAAAUUGCAAGUGUCCUAGAUGGCCCAGAAAUAAGGAGAGGUGAUAUAGUAGCUUUCCAAAGGUUCUCUCUCCAGGUGCAGUCACUAGUUGGUCUGUUGCAAACACUAGGACUUGAGGGAGAAGUGGAACUGAAUUGUGGCUCUCACGUUGCCCGUCUGAUAAGCAAGCUCCCUCCAGAGCAAAGAGCUGACUUUCGUCGACAUCAGUUCAAACAGCCUGGCACCACCUACACCCUUCAUGACUUAUCUGAAUGGCUUCGCCAGGAGUCAUGGUGUCAAGGGUUCGAUAGCCAAGCUGGUGGGAAGGGUAGCAGAGAACGGACCUGCAGAAAAGCGGAUGCCCAUCCCUUCAAACAGACUGUAACAGUCCUACAUAAUGCGAAAGGACCCUCAGAACACACUUCCCAGUUACCAAAGGAGAGUCGAGUUGGAGGGAAGUAUAAGAGCAAAGCCUAUUGUGCUUACUGCGAGAGCACAGAACAUUAUUUCAGUCAAUGUGAUGGUGUGGCUAAGCUCUCCAAAGAAGAAAUAAAGAAUUGGAUUCAAGUCAACAAACGAUGCUGGCGUUGUGCCCGAAAUCAUCUAGCGGCUCAAUGCACACUGAAGAAACCCUGCAGUCUUUGCCAAGGAAAACACCUGCUGGCUCUUCAUGAGGUAAAUGUCAGAACUGAAAGAUACGACAUGGGUGUCUCUGCAAAGGAAGAAAGUUGCCUUACCAAUUCAGCGUCAGGUUCCCUCUACUUAGAUCGACAUGGGGUCGGCCAUCGUGUUCUGCUCAAGAUUGUACCUGUGGUUCUAAGUUAUGGGCAACACACUCUAGAUACCUUUGCAAUCCUGGAUGACGGUUCAGAGCGAACCAUGUUGCUCCCGGCUGCUGCAAAAAUCCUUGGUCUGGUGGGCAUCCCCGAGGAUCUUCCUUUACGCACCGUCCGUUACGAUAUUCAGAUGUUACAUGGACGUAACAUAUCUUUCAGUGUCUCUGCAGCUACCAAUCCUGGGUUGCAACACAAGAUUGAGGGAGCAUUUACAGCUGACAGCCUCAACUUAGCUCAUCAUACAUAUCCUGUUGAUCAGCUGCAGAGGAAGUAUAAACACCUGCAAGGGAUCCCAGUGCCGGCGUUGAAGCGAGUCGAACCACUGCUCCUUAUUGGUUCAGACCAGCCGCACCUGAUAACCCCCAUAGAACCGGUUCGGCUUGGCCCACCUGGCAGUCCAGCAGCUGUCCAUACUCGGCUGGGGUGGACCCUUCAGGGACCAAGUCUUCUGAUGGGGCGGCCAACCCAGCCUGCCCUAAGCUUAUACACGUCCUCCCAAUCGGAUGAGUUAUUUAAGCAUGUAGAGCGGCUCUGGCAGAUGGAUGCAGUGCCUUACACAUCUGAAAAGGAAGUGACCCGGUCAAAGCAGGAUCUUCAAGCUGUGGCUCUACUCGAAGCUAAAACGAUUCGCAUAAUGGUGGAUGGCGUGCUGAGGUAUGCCACACCUCUCCUCCGUCAUGCACAGAUGCCACAACUGAAUGCACCAAAGGAAUCUGUCAUGGCCAUGCUUCGAAGCACAGAGAAACGCCUACUAAAGGAUUCCCACCAGGCUGAUGCUUACAGAGCAGAAAUACAGAAGCUGAUUCAUUCUGGGGCUGUAAAAGAAGUAACACAAAACACCUCAUCAAAGGGGAGCUGGUACAUUCCCCAUCAUCUCGUCAGUCAUAAUGAGAAGAAUCGCCUAGUUUUCAACUGCUCUCAUAAAUACCUUGGACAGUCCCUGAAUUAG
Xiphophorus couchianus (Monterrey platyfish) is the source of this 3339-nucleotide messenger RNA. RefSeq lists its product as uncharacterized. The transcript is spliced from 2 exons. Bases 388 to 3339 code for a protein of 983 amino acids. The record is from RefSeq and is a predicted model, not a curated record. Lineage: Eukaryota; Metazoa; Chordata; Actinopteri; Cyprinodontiformes; Poeciliidae.